UUUCGACGGACGAGCGCGGAAGCAGGUCGACGAUGCUGAGUCGGCUGCGAGUCGUGGGCAGGUUGGGCAAGACGACGUCUAGCGUAUCCCUUACCAGACGCCGUGUGUCCAUCAAGUCGGCGGAUGAAUUCUUCCUACCGAACCUCCAUUCUCCUCCAUCAACCAAGCACUCGACUGGACUCCACGACCGUAUGCGCGACGACGCCCUGGACGAAACAGCUUUGUAUGAGCGUGAUAUCGAGCUCCUAGACCAUGAACUGGAGUCCUUGCUCGGCCCUCUGCACGACAAAACAGAGACCGACGACGACAAACUGCCAGUCACUCCACCACCUGCCCGCUUCAAACAGUAUCAAUCUCCCUCUCCUCCCAUCAGCCACGCUUUACAUCACGACCAAACCACGCCUGCUCCAGCGGCAACUCGCACGUGCACGCUGUCCCAUCCACGUGUGGUGAUUUUAAACGGCCCAUGCUCACUGGUUGGAGGUGUCGCAAUGCAACGCCCAUGGGCUUCACUUCAGCUUGAGCUUGAGUACCUUUCAUCCACAGCAGGGAUCCUGCUGGAGUGUCAAUCGUCCAACCACGAAGGUGUCAUCAUCGACUUUCUCCUUAACACAUCGACUCACACGGUUGUCAUCUUCAACUGUGGUGGUACCGUUUGAAAUUGCCCAUUUUGAAGAAGCAACUGCCAUGACACGAGAAAUAGAUUUACUGGCCGCUUAUCCAGGCAUUCAAAAAGCCCUCGACCUCACCCCAGCGAAGCAAGUGAUUCUCUUAAACGACCGCCCCUACGUUGGAACUCCAGGCGCUCAUGUUCGUCAGCUAACUGGGUUCGGCGCCGACGGGUACAAGCUGGCCCUGCUCGCAACCAAGGAGGCUUGGUGAUGGUAGCCACGCCGCGUCGACGGAUAUUAGCCGAUGACGCUAUCGAGCCGUCGAGCGCUGAUGUUGCAAAUUGAAAUAUCUACAUCGAAGCAAUCGGGAUCUUGAAGGGAUGGGUUGACUUUGAUCUUGGCCAUGUUUAGAACGACAUGUUCUUGUGCUCCAACACUGUUGUUUCAUUGAAA
Messenger RNA from Aphanomyces invadans, 1064 nucleotides. RefSeq lists its product as hypothetical. The record is from RefSeq and is a predicted model, not a curated record. Gene Ontology annotation, molecular function: 3-dehydroquinate dehydratase activity. NCBI's taxonomy places the organism in Eukaryota, Oomycota, Saprolegniomycetes, Saprolegniales, Verrucalvaceae. The transcript has 4 exons. Bases 33 to 659 code for a protein of 208 amino acids.